This is a messenger RNA of Podarcis muralis (Common wall lizard), 467 nucleotides long. The record is from RefSeq and is a predicted model, not a curated record. NCBI's taxonomy places the organism in Eukaryota, Metazoa, Chordata, Lepidosauria, Squamata, Lacertidae.
AUGGUCCGGGAGCGUGGCACGGGCUAUUUAAACUGCCCACGGCUGAGGCCUUGCCCCUUUUUCUCACCGCUCGGAGGAGACGAGGAAGCUGUCAGAGUCCGGGAAGAGCGGCUAGCAGAGAAGAAGUCCAAGAAACCUGGCCUGAUUGCCAAGUCUUCCAUCCUCUUGGAUGUCAAGCCAUGGGACGAUGAGACGGACAUGGCCAAGAUGGAGGAAUGUGUCAGAUCUGUUCAGAUGGAUGGUCUGGUUUGGGGAGCCUCCCAACUGGUCCCAGUGGGUUAUGGCAUCAAUAAACUCCAGAUCCAGUGUGUGGUGGAAGAGUCUGACAAAGUUGGGACAGAUAUACUGGAAGAGGAGAUCACCAAGUUUGAAGAUUACAUCCAGAGUGUUGACAUAGCUGCUUUCAACAAGAUCUAACUGCAAACCUUUACACUUUCUAAAGCUAAUAAAAGGUCAAGAGUUGGAGA